AUGGAAGCGCCAAUGCCAUUCUUUCCGCAUGAUAUUAUAGAGGAAAUCCUUCUCAAACUACUCAGAAAAUCUCUCUUGCGAUUCAAGUGUGUUUGCAAAUCUUGGCGUGACUUCAUCUCGACUCAUAAGUUUGUCAUAAAUCAUCUCACUGAAACAUCUGAAAAGUUUCGUAGAGUUGGAGUCAUAGAAAACACAUCUCACUGUAUUUUCCUAUGCAGUCCUGCCGCUCAAGGUGCAUCGCGUGCUGGAGAAGCAAAACAAGAAACAAUUUUUCUUCCUUCAACGGGAGAAGACUGUUAUCUCAUUCCAGCAGCCAACAAAUUCGAUCUUACCAGGAUAUGGCCUUAUUGUACCAACAGAAUCAUCGACGCCAUGAUAUCGGGGUCCUGUAAUGGUAUGUUACUAAUACAAUUGGAAAAUGCUGAGAGAUCCAAAAGGAUCUCCUGGACAUUCCUACUAUGGAAUCCAACAAUUAGGGAAUUCAAGAUGAUUCCAGGAUGGCAUUUUAUAAGUUCUUUUAGGUCUCUGGUUUCGGGGCUUUGUUACAAUUCAUCUGCUGAUAAUUACAAUGUGGUAUUGGUUUUUUCUGAAAGAAAGAGUGAUUCGGUGUGUGGUUAUAUUUAUAAUCUCAAGACAAAUUCAUGGAAACAACUUGAAAAUCUUAACGAUGCAACCUUUUUAGACUAUUUUCCUGAUGAAACAGGAAAAACACUGGUGAAUGGAGCCCCACCUUGGGCAAUGUUGAGCUGA
Molecule: messenger RNA, 750 nt
Organism: Mangifera indica (mango)
Lineage: Eukaryota; Viridiplantae; Streptophyta; Magnoliopsida; Sapindales; Anacardiaceae
Product: F-box/kelch-repeat protein At3g23880-like
Exons: 1
Coding region: 1-750 (249 amino acids)
Molecular function (GO): protein binding
Source: RefSeq, a predicted model, not a curated record